Acinonyx jubatus (cheetah) is the source of this 7926-nucleotide messenger RNA. RefSeq names its product paraspeckle component 1 (gene PSPC1). Gene Ontology annotation, molecular function: RNA binding. Bases 184 to 1749 code for a protein of 521 amino acids. The record is from RefSeq and is a predicted model, not a curated record. Gene Ontology annotation, biological process: regulation of DNA-templated transcription. Gene Ontology annotation, cellular component: nucleus. The transcript has 9 exons. NCBI's taxonomy places the organism in Eukaryota, Metazoa, Chordata, Mammalia, Carnivora, Felidae.
CUUGUGGCAGCGCCAUUUUGAACGUGCAGCCGCCUCGGGCGUGAGUCCUUCGGGGUAGGGCAGCCGGCGUGGCGACCUAGGUGUCUUCUCUGACUUUGUCCUUCCAUAUUCCGUUUCUGUAGGUAUAUAUAGUGAUACAGCUAUAGAUCUAGAAUUCUAUCCGGCAUAAGUGAACUCACUAAGAUGAUGUUAAGAGGAAACCUGAAGCAAGUACGCAUUGAGAAAAACCCGGCCCGCCUUCGCGCUCUGGAGUCUGCGGCAGGCGAGAGCGAGCCGACGGCCGCCAUGGCGCUCGCGCUGGCUGGGGAGCCGGCGCCACCUGCCCCGGUGCCCCCGGAGGACCACCCCGACGAGGAGAUGGGCUUCACCAUCGACAUCAAGAGCUUCCUCAAGCCGGGCGAGAAAACGUACACGCAGCGCUGCCGCCUCUUCGUGGGGAACUUGCCCACGGACAUCACGGAGGAGGACUUCAAGCGGCUCUUCGAGCGCUACGGCGAGCCCAGCGAGGUCUUCAUCAAUCGGGACCGUGGCUUCGGCUUCAUCCGUUUGGAAUCCAGAACACUGGCUGAAAUUGCAAAAGCAGAGCUGGAUGGCACCAUUUUGAAGAGCAGACCUCUCCGAAUUCGUUUUGCUACACAUGGAGCAGCCCUAACUGUCAAGAACCUCUCGCCGGUUGUUUCCAAUGAGCUUCUAGAGCAAGCAUUUUCCCAGUUUGGUCCAGUAGAGAAAGCCGUUGUGGUUGUGGAUGAUCGUGGUAGAGCUACAGGAAAAGGUUUUGUAGAAUUUGCAGCAAAACCUCCUGCACGAAAGGCUCUGGAAAGAUGUGGUGAUGGGGCAUUCUUGCUAACAACGACCCCUCGUCCAGUCAUUGUGGAGCCUAUGGAGCAGUUUGAUGAUGAAGAUGGCUUGCCAGAGAAGCUAAUGCAGAAAACUCAACAAUAUCAUAAGGAAAGAGAACAGCCACCACGUUUUGCUCAACCUGGGACAUUUGAAUUUGAGUAUGCAUCUCGAUGGAAGGCUCUUGACGAAAUGGAAAAGCAGCAGCGUGAACAGGUUGAUAGAAACAUCAGAGAAGCCAAAGAGAAACUGGAAGCAGAAAUGGAAGCAGCUAGGCAUGAACACCAAUUAAUGCUAAUGAGGCAAGAUCUAAUGAGGCGUCAAGAAGAACUCAGACGAUUGGAAGAACUCAGAAACCAAGAGUUGCAAAAACGGAAGCAAAUACAACUGAGACAUGAGGAAGAGCACCGUCGCCGUGAGGAAGAAAUGAUCCGACACAGAGAACAGGAGGAACUCAGGCGACAGCAAGAAGGCUUUAAGCCAAACUAUAUGGAGAAUAGAGAACAGGAAAUGAGAAUGGGUGAUAUGGGUCCCCGUGGAGCAAUAAACAUGGGAGAUGCAUUUAGCCCAGCACCUGCUGGUAACCAAGGUCCUCCUCCAAUGAUGGGUAUGAAUAUGAACAACAGAGGAACUAUACCUGGCCCACCAAUGGGUCCUGGUCCUGCCAUGGGACCAGAAGGAGCUGCAAAUAUGGGAACGCCAAUGAUGCCAGAUAAUGGAGCAGUGCAUAAUGAUAGAUUUCCACAAGGACCGCCAUCUCAGAUGGGAUCACCUAUGGGGAGUAGAACAGGUUCUGAAACCCCUCAAGCACCAAUGAGUGGUGUAGGUCCUGUUAGUGGUGGUCCUAGUGGUUUUGGUAGAGGAAGCCAAGGGGGCAACUUUGAAGGCCCUAAUAAGCGUCGUAGAUAUUAAACGUUCUUUCAUUCCUGGCUACUUAGAGAAAAAAAAACCUCCGUGGUAUGCCUUUAUACUUUUACCUGUUACCUGGAAGAAAUGGUUUUAUUGUUAAUGUAUGUAGACUUUAAAGUUUUUCUUUUGUAAAACUUGAGGUUUUUGUAUUUUUCUUUAUUCAUACAUAAGCUUUGUAGAUUAGAAUGGUGAUGAUGCUCAUCAUUGUGAAUGUUAAAAUGUGUUUGUGACUUUAGCUAAAUAUAAAUAUGCCAUAGAACUGUGAAGUCUAUGUAGUUACUUAAUCUCAAUAAAGAAAUCAUUUUGGAUAAUUUACAAAUGUUAUUAGUAUUCUCUCAUAGUUUUACUAAACUUUGCUGUAACAGUAGUACUUUGGUUGCUUUAAUUAAUUCCAGCCAUUUAAAAAUGAAAAUGAUUUUCUGCUUUUUAGGUUGUGCAAGUAGCACUGAAGAUAGAAGCUUAGUGAAAGCUAAUGUCAAUAAGGGGUAGAUAGAAUAGUAUAUCGGGGAGGGGUGGGGAUGGGAGUUUACAUUUGUAUAAACCAUUGAUGUUCUUUCUGUGAAAUCAGAGUUGCUGUCUACAUUUCAUAUAGAUUCUAAAUAUUCAAAUAUUCUGAGAAGGAAUAUUAAGGGUAUCUUUGUCCUGUGCUGAUUUUUUCAAAUAAAUCUUUUGAAUCUUGGAAAAAAAAACACUGUUUGGAGGCAAAUCUCUUUUGCUUAUAAAAUAAUGUCUAUUUUUAAUCUAACCUGCUAUUAUUUGGUGUCAGUAUCUAGAUCUUACCCUUUAAAUUUCCUUACAAUCAUGUUAGGUUGGAUGUUCCAUGAAGAUUUGGUGUGAUUUAGAAGAAAUAGGCAUUUCUUGAGAAUGUUGUUUCAUGGAAGUACUAAAGGCGGAUUAACUCUGCUGUGUUGUAAAUAUCUUCCUGUAGUUGGGUAAGUCUCUCCAGUGAAACGUGUCUGACAGGCUAGUUGUGUUUGUUUCCAAGGGAAACAGUUCAAGUGGUGUUUGGGGGAAAUAAAAACAACAAUGAAAAGGAAAACAGGAAAUUGAGAAUGUGGCUAACUAAGGGCAUUGGAAUCGGAUUAGACCCCUGAAGUUUGAUUUUCAGUACUAGGGAAAAACUGAUUUAAUCACAUUAUAAUUGUUAUUCUAAAACAAAGUCCUCACUAUAUUUAAAAUUUUGUAUGUUAGCCACGUCUAAUUUAAAAUUACAUUUACGGAAUUUUAUAUUCACCUUAAACCACAAAUCGAAUGCGUCAGCCAUUGAUCAUAACGUAGUUAUUUCUCAUAUAACAUUGCAGUGUGUUACUGUAUCAUACUUUUAGCAUUUUCAUGAAGAAUAAUGUGCUAUUUUGAAAUGAAUAGUAUGUAAAUAUUAAUUCAUUUUUGCAUGGUAUAUGUUUAUGCUGGAAGGCAUACUUUGGAAAGAAAUAAAUUUGGUUAAUUUAAAAUCUUGCACAGAAGCAGUUAGGUAUAAAGCAAAACUGAGAUGCAUUCCUUUGUAACGGUGAAAAUUUUCUUGUGUACUAUUUCACGUUCUAUUUUUUAGACACAGCAGUAUGGAUGGAAUUUUCUAAAAUUGUGGUAUUCAUAGACUUUUGUUUUUGGCAAAUCUUUAAAAACAUGAUUUGGAGAUUAUAAAAUAAUAGUCAAAGACUGUUCUCAUCACAUUUUCCAUGUACAUGAGUUGGCAGGGAGUGGGAUUAUUUUAUUAAUUAAGUACAGUAUAGGGAGUUUUAACAUCAACUAUAAUUUUUAAAUGAUAUCUAUAGCACCUAAAUACACUUUUCCGGUCACCUGUAUUUUUAUUCAUACAAUUCUUAGGUAAUUUCUAGCACUGUAUUUUGCUUCAAAGCUUAAUUAAGAGUGGAAAAAGCUUGAUCCUUUGAUGUUAAUACCAAGCUGUUUUUGGCCAAGGUUGUGAAAUUCUGUAACAUUGGUUCAAGAACAUUUGAAAGCCAGUGCACAAGGAGAUGUCCUAAUCUUCUGAACAUUCUAGUGUCCGGCUCAACUCUGGCUCCAAGAAUUGAGUUCUACACAGCUUUUUCCUUGCAUCAAGAGAAUCUUUGUUCCAGUGCUUACCAAGUUUACCCUGGGAACAGUCAGCUUCUGAGUGACAGUCAAGUGGAGCAUCUGGGAACUUCUAGUUAUUCAGUUUUUAGUGUUUUUGUAUAAACAACUUUGUGGCUGGUUCAGUCAAUAUUUUUUUCUGGUCAAUCAGCAUACAUACCAGGAAAGAUAUUUAAAUGUCAUUUUCUUAAAAGCAGUAGAUAUAAAAAUAAAUAAUAGUAUUAGCUUUUUAAAAUAAGUGUGAAUUUGUCAUGUUACCAUAAUUCUGUCCAUAAAAAGGUAAUUUGAAACAUCUUAGAAUUAUAAUAUCACAAUAUUGUGUUUCUUUUUGUGUCAUGAUUUGAAACACUCAGUUUGAAGUCUGUAGGAUUUAGAUCUCAUGGCAAUUAAUAUGUAAUUUGCACAAAAUAAAGGAAUACCCAUUUUCCUAAUUAUUUUGUCAGAAUUUCCCCAUUUUUGUUUUGAAAAUAAACAAACUUGGACAGAUCUAGUUUUUACAGAACUUACGGUUCACCCAUAUUUCAUAAAGCUCAAUUUGUUAUUCCUUGAAUUUUUGAGUUUUUCUAUUUAAAAUGAGUACCGAUCAUUCAACGAAAGCGAUUAAAUAUUUCUUUUUAACCCUACAGUAUCAGUAAUAUUGGGGAAAAAGUAACCUGGUUUCACCAGAAUUGCCAUUUAAUAGAACUAGAAAUAUCAAUAAGGACAGUAAUGAAAUGUUGGAUCUUGUUUCUCAAAUACUAAUUGAAAUUACACCUUUACAUUUUAUGCAAAAACAUACUUUGAACAUUUCAGUAACUUGGUGUUUAUAUUUGAAGUCUGUAGUAAUUUGCUGAAUAUCAGCGUGAAUGAUUAAUAGUCACUAAGUAAUAUUCGGGGAUUUGGUUGAUAAUUACAACCUAGAUUCUGAAUGAGAAAAAGAUACAUGGUGUGAUUGAAAGAAAAUGCCUUGUGAGAGAAUGUGAUCAAAUUUAUGUUUAAGCUUUUUUAAAAAGGUUUGAAAUUUAUUGUCUAAUGGAACUAGUCAGAAAUCAAAGGAAUACAUUAUUUUGCAUAAGUAGAGGAAAAUUUCUGGGGAAUGUUGUGGUAUUUAAAUGUUCUGUGUGUGCUGUUGUGUUAUAAUGUCUAAUAAUAUGUUAAAAUAAAUUCCUGAAAUAUGAAAGGGUAGUAAUGAUGUAAAAAACUCAGACUUAAUACUUUCAAGAAUAAGAUGGUGAACACCCACAUAUCUAACUCGUAGAUUAGACAGUUGUAUUUUUCUGUGCUUGCUUCAUAGAUAGUUGUAGACAUGAACUUAUUUAGUGGGGAGAGGUGGGAACUACUUCAAAGUAAGUAACAAGUCCAUCAAAGUUGUAUAGACCCAUGUGGGUUUAUUUCAUCCUAAAGAAAGCAGGAUUAAAUAAAUUGAGAGUAGUUUUAUUUUGUUUAUUUUAAAGUUUAUUAAUCUGAGAGAGACGCAGCAGGGGCAGAGAGAGAGGGAGAGAAAGAAUCCCAAGUAGGCUUCGCGCCGUCAGUGCAGAGCCCAGCACAGGGCUCGAACUCACGAACCUUGAGAUCAUGACUUGAGCCAAAACCAAGAGCCGGUCGCUUAACUGAUGGAGCCACCCAGGCGCCCUGAGAGUAGUUUUAUAUUUCACAAGAGCAUUAUAUCCUUUCCUGCAUCCUUCAGAACUAAGUUUCUAAAAAUAGGAAACAAUUUUAGUGUGCUUACUUUACAUAAUUGUUUUUCACAGUUGUGUAAAAUAAAGCAUGCAUAGCUUCCUGAGUGAAUGUGGACAGGUAAUUCAUAGAAUGUCGCUCUGGGGAAAUGCGAAGAAUUUCAUUAUUUUUAUAGUAUCUAGUCUUAAGUUUUUAAAAAAACAGUAUCUGAUUAAGAUCUGUAUUUUGCAUUGUAUGUUGUAUUAGGUUUUUUUUUGUUGUUGUUAAAAGCACUUGUCUUCUAAGUGUAGAAAAAACAGUUUGGAAGUUUCUUUUGUUUACUGGAUUACUGAAUAGCAGUAUUGGUGAUUGAAGUUUGAAUCUUACAUGACUGAAUAUUUAAAGGCCCAACCAGAACACUGUUAUCUUGGGAAUAUUACUUGACUUCUUGCCUUUUUCUAUAAAAUCACGUUUAGGUUAUAAAUAUCUCCAAGGUUUCCUUUUGGUUGAAACUUACUCUUUGAUUAUUUUUUAUUUACUUGGUGGAAUCAGUGGUAUGUACUUUGUUUUAUGAUGUAUAGUUUUCCUUUUCAGUAAGAGAGGAUUUUAUUUUCUAGAUGGAGAAUUUUCUAGAUUUUCUAGAUGGAGAAUACUGCAUUUCUUAAAGUGAGCUAGCCAGAAUUCAUAGCGCACAUUAAAAAAAGUUAUCUUUCAAGGAUAUUGUUUUAUGGCUUGAAUCACUGUUACCAGGACCAACUCUUCCUUCCUUUGCAACAGAUACUAGGUUUCGUUGACUAUAUUUAUAUAAAAACCCUAAGGUAGAAUUACUGUUUGCUUUCUGAAUUAAAGAAGUUGAUUUUAAAAGAUGGUAUUGUGCUUGUACAUGUACAUAAAAUUUCACUUCUUAUACAGUAUAAUUCAAAUUUCAUGUAAGGUACGUCCGUCUUAAAGUUAAGACUAGUUAGUAGGAUUAGAUACAAUUAAGAAGUGUAUUUAGUUUGAAUACAUGAUUUUUGAAUUUUCAACUUUUUUUUAAAGUAUAGUUAAUAAGAAAUGGUUUUUAUUCAUUAAAAAUGAGGGCCCUGCAUUGCAUGAACAGUAACAUAUAGACGUUAAUUGAAUAGUAAUGUAAUGGACCUUGUGUUUCUUAAAUGCUCUGUGUAAGUGUGUUUUUGGUAAUGUUCAAGACUUUGGAACUGAUAGUGAUAUCUAUAAUUUGUUUCUAGUUCUGAAAUCAUCAUUUCAGAUAUUUAACGUAGGAUAUGUAUGUAUAUGAGGUACUGUCAAAGCUUAAAGGAGUAGCCACAGUAAUCCGUUACGUUUUGUGUUACAUCCCUGCCUGGAUCUCUAAGACAUACUCUUCCUUGUUCCAUCUUCAUUAUGCAAAAUGUCAACUUAGCAGACUUUGGUGAAUGCAGAUGAGAGUUUGUGUAUAUUUUGGGGUUUAGGAAACUAUAUAAAUACAAUCCUAUUGCUAUUUGCCAUGUUUGGCCUACGAAUUACCUACAUUUUAAUUUUUGUAUUCUUGUUGGAACAAUUUAUCUUGCACAGGUUAUUUAUAUUGUUUUAUUGUACAUUUUGCCAGAAUAAGUUUUUCCUCAGGGUAUUUUCAGAUUAUUAGAUAACAUUAAUCAGUAUCAAAUAUGAUGCAUUGCUUAGAUUUACAAAUGUCUGGUGUUCUUAUGUAAUGAGAAAAAGUAAACAAUUUAAAACAUAGUGAUUCUCUUUUAAUUUGUGAUCUUUUUAGAAGUGUUGGAGGUAGUAGUAACUUACUCAGUGGUUAUUGCUUAGUUUAUAAUGCAAAUUCUUAGAAUUGGUUAGAAUAUUUACAUGUUCAUGGACUUGGUUAGAAUAUUUUAAACAUUAGGGAUCCACAGUUCAGCAAAGUGAACAUAAAAAUCAGAGUGUCUACAAAGUGAUACUUUCUCAGUCAUAAGGAAUUUAUGGGGGAGCCAUGUCAUUCAGAAUUGUACUAUACCCAUGUAUUUAUUUUACCAGUAUGUAUUGAAGGGUCCUAUUGUUUGCCGUACCUGUUCUCAAGGCUGAGAGCUACAACUGUAGAAAAACAAAAUCCCUGUUCUAAAUUAAAGGACAAAAGUCAUGAACCAUCCUCCAGAUUAGUAGUUCUCACACUUAAGUGUGCAUUAGAGUCAUCUGGAGGGCUCAUUAAAACAGCUUUCUGGGGCCCACCCCACAGUUUUCUCAUUCAGCAGGUCUCAGGUAGGACUAAGUAAUGUACAUUUCUAACAAGUUCCCUGGUACUGAUGUUGGGUUUGGGCACCCCACUUUGAGAGUCUCUGUUCUAAAGUAUCAAUCAAAAGAACCACUGUAACAUUUUUGGUUGGUUGAUUUUUGUUGGUGGUGGUGUAGGUCAUUGUCCUGCUGUUUAGGAUCCCUGGCCAGUCAUUGAGACCAUCCAAAUACUCCCAAACUUUUCUCUGCCAAUUGACGAGUACCACACAAAAGCCAUUAAAA